Neopelma chrysocephalum (saffron-crested tyrant-manakin) is the source of this 1067-nucleotide messenger RNA. It is a transcript of the gene NGB, whose product is annotated as neuroglobin. Bases 82 to 567 code for a protein of 161 amino acids. The transcript is spliced from 4 exons. Gene Ontology annotation, molecular function: oxygen binding; heme binding. The record is from RefSeq and is a predicted model, not a curated record. Lineage: Eukaryota; Metazoa; Chordata; Aves; Passeriformes; Pipridae.
GCUCGCCGGCCCCUCCGCUCGCGGAGCCCGCGGUACCAGCGCCUCGUCUCGCCUCGGGCGGCGAGAGGCAGGGCCCCCGCCAUGGAGAGUGGGAUGCCGCUGACGGGCGGGCAGCGAGCGCUGAUCCGGGAGAGCUGGCGGCGGGUAAGCGGCAGCCCCGAGCAGCACGGCCUCGUCCUCUUCGCCAGAUUGUUUGACUUGGAUCCUGACCUGUUGCCCCUUUUCCAGUACAACUGCAAGCAGUUUGCCAGCCCUCAGGAGUGCCUCUCUGCCCCUGAGUUCCUGGAUCACAUCAGGAAGGUGAUGCUGGUGAUUGAUGCUGCUGUGAGCCACCUGGAGAACUUGUCUUGCCUGGAAGAGUAUCUCUGCAACCUUGGCAGGAAGCACCAGGCAGUUGGUGUGAAGACUGAGUCUUUCUCGACUGUUGGUGAGUCCUUGCUGUACAUGCUGGAGAAAUGCCUUGGCACUGCCUUCAGCCCAGAGGUGCAGGAGGCUUGGAGCAAACUCUACAGUGCUGUGGUGAAAGCCAUGCAGCGCGGCUGGGACACCCACCCAGAAGGGGACUAGAUCUUCCCAGCCAUCCCUGUCCCUGACCAUGCAGCAGUCCUGAGCACAGGGAGCACUCACGCCACACUCUCUGCCUCUCCCUACCUGUCUCUCUCUGUGCACCAGCCCAUUGCUGUCUCCACUGGUCACAUGUGCUUUGGGGCUCUCACAGUGAUUCAACCUUGCUUCAACACAUCUCUGCCUUUGGUAAGGGCUGGCAGGGUACGUCCCUGAAGUGAAGCCUGGGUGUGCAGCAGCACAGGUAUGCCACCCUGCCCCAAGUUACUUUGGGCUAGUUGGAGCACCAACACCCAUGAACCUACUCUGUUUUUUAGCUGGCUUAUCUUCCCUCCUCUGACUACCCACCCUAGUUAGGUGACAGCUGGCAUAGGCCUCUUGGGCUUAUUUGCCUGAGAUCCUAUUUGCUGUGCCUGUACUAGCCAGGUCUGGCACUGCUCGCUCCUCCUGCGCUGCUGUGUCUGGUUCAGCUGUGGCAGUGAUGGAUUUGGCUCCCUCCAGGG